Molecule: messenger RNA, 1523 nt
Organism: Tripterygium wilfordii
Lineage: Eukaryota; Viridiplantae; Streptophyta; Magnoliopsida; Celastrales; Celastraceae
Product: protein disulfide-isomerase like 2-1-like
Exons: 11
Coding region: 121-1197 (358 amino acids)
Biological process (GO): protein folding
Cellular component (GO): endoplasmic reticulum
Molecular function (GO): protein disulfide isomerase activity
Source: RefSeq, a predicted model, not a curated record
UACUCGAUAUUUUCCCGCACGAGAGUCCUACCGGCCUCCACAAAACCGGCGUGAGCUCACAAAAUCAAUACCAGACGGGAGAGUGAAACCGAAGAAAGACUGAAACUCUGAAAGCAAGCAAUGGCGAAAUCUCAGAUCUGGCUGGCAUUUGCUUUGACGGUUCUGUUGGCUGCAUCAGUUUUGGCUGACGAAGUCGUUGUGCUCACGGAAGCUAACUUCGACAAGGAAGUGGGUCAAGAUAGAGGAGCUCUUGUCGAGUUCUACGCUCCUUGGUGUGGCCAUUGUAAAAAACUUGCUCCAGAGUAUGAGAAGCUAGGCGCAAGCUUUAAGAAGGCUAAGUCUGUUUUAGUUGGGAAGGUGGACUGUGAUGAGCAUAAGAGCUUAUGCAGCAAAUAUGGAGUGAGUGGAUACCCCACACUUCAAUGGUUUCCUAAGGGAACUCUGGAGCCCAAAAAGUAUGAAGGGCCACGCACUGCAGAAGCCCUUGCCGAGUUCGUGAAUAGUGAAGGAGGAACCAGUGUGAAGAUUGCUACUGUACCGUCUGAUGUAGUGGUACUCUCGGGUGAUAACUUUAAUGAGGUGGUCCUGGAUGAGAGCAAGGAUGUUUUGGUAGAGUUUUAUGCACCAUGGUGCGGCCAUUGCAAAAAUCUUGCUCCUACUUAUGAAAAGGUGGCUUCAGCAUUUAAGUUGGAAAAAGAUGUAGUGAUUGCCAACCUUGAUGCAGACAAACACAAGGAUCUUGGAGAAAAGUAUGGAGUUAGUGGAUUUCCUACAUUGAAAUUCUUUCCUAAGAGCAACAAAGCUGGUGAAGAUUACGAGGGCGGCAGAGAUUUAGACGACUUUGUCUCUUUCAUCAAUGAAAAGUGCGGCACCAGUAGGGAUAGCAAAGGACAACUCACUUCAAAGGCUGGCAACGUUGCAAGUUUAGAUGACUUGGUUAAAGAGUUCAUAUCUGCUGGGGAUGAAGAGAAGAAGACUGUUUUCACCCGGAUAGAAGAAGAAGUUGAGAAGCUCAAGGAUUCCACCGCUAGGUAUGGAAAGAUUUACCUAAAAGCUGCUAAAAGCACUUUGGAGAAAGGCACAGACUAUCCAAAGAAGGAGAUUGAGCGGCUCCAACGCAUACUUGAGAAGUCAAUCAGCCCUGCAAAAGCAGAUGAAUUCACCCUCAAGAAGAAUAUCCUGUCGGCAUUCAUCUAAUGGAACGGCUUGCAGCAUGUCUUGGCUGAGUGUGGGGCUGCAAUCUAGUUUCCGGCAGACCGGUUUCUUGCACCAUUUCCAGUGAUAGCAGGGGCUCUUGUAGCCGAACAUGGUUGCCCUGGUCAAUGAAGCGUAUAUUCAUUCAGCAAUUGAGAUUUUCCACCUGAGUAACUAUCUCUGUACUCUUAUUGACACCAACAGAACUUCAAUUUUGUAAUAAAACGUACUAGCUGAGCACCUUAGACCUUAUAUUCGGAUUCGCGAUCUUGGCUUUUGGUUGAUAACAUUUCUUGGAAAAAGUUUGCUUCUUGUUGUGUUGCAUCAUA